CUAUUUCUCAUCAAGCCAGCGUGCACUUUGACCCAAAGGAUAUCCUGUGCUUUCUCAGCAAUUCCAGCUCAAGAGAAAAGAGAGAAACGAUCUUGACAGCUUUUAUGCAUUUUUAUGAACACAUAAAGACAUUCUCCUGAAGCUGAAAACGGGAGACUGCAAAACAUUGACGAUGAUGAAAGAAGCCAAAGAAGAGGAGUCGACUCUGAGCGUCCAUGGUCACGGCGUCAAGGUUACAGAGGUGCUCAAAGACGGGGAUGGACUCACCUUUCUGAUUGUCUCUCAAAAACUGUCUGGAACAGGGGAGUACCACGUGGACCGGACUUAUGAAGACUUUGAAUGGCUGCAGCAGCAGCUGUUCACUCAAGAGGAUGUGCCCGGAAUACAAGGGGUCAUUUUUCCUCCUCUUCCUGCAAAGGCUCAGGUGAAUGCAUCAGCAAAAGCCGUCAAACAGCUGGGUUUCCUUGCUUUGGAAGAGUUGCAGCCAUACUGUGCAGCACUGGAGACCUUCAUCCACCAGGUGGCAGCACAUAACAUACUCAGCAAAAACAAAUCUUUGGAGAUCUUCCUCACCAGCUCUGAGCCGCCGGGUCGGCAGAGAGCGAGGAAAAACAUUUUCAACCGACUGAGUCAAGCUGUGGAAGAGAUGAGAAAAGAAAGCCAUAAGGAUGUUGACGACUUCUUUCAAAGCCAACGGGACAUGAACAUUGCUCUCACCGGCAGCACCAAAAAUGCUGUGGAGAAAUUCCUGGAUGUGGUGCUGAGCGAGCAAAAAAUAGCAGUGGCCUGUGGGCACUUUGCAGCCUCCCUGCAUCUGUGCGUGGAAUCAGGAGACGAUCCUGACAAAGCAGCUUUUUCCAAGAUUUGUGUGAAAUUAUCAGACAUCUUUGAGUCGAUGAAGAAGAACAUGACAAACGUCGCUAAGAAUGACGUCAGCACUCUUGGGCUGGGUCUGGAUCUUGAGUCACGCUAUCAGGAAGCGGAAAAGAAGGACCUGCAAACUGGUGGAGUUGGAAACUGCCAGAAAGAAUGCAGAGAAGGCCAAACCAGUCAAGAAGGCGGCUGUGAGUAUUUGGCUUUGUCUCAAAUGGAAUACUUUCAUCAAUAUACUUCAUUAGGUAUACUGAGUAGAUUAGAUUAGGUUAGAUUGUACUUUAUUAAUCCCACAGCGGGGAAAUUACAUGUUACAGCAGCGAGCAAGAUACACAAGUAAGGAAUACAAAAAUAAGAUCAGAUAAAAAAUAGGUAUAAAAGAUAUAAAAAGUCCUUAUUUCACAAGAAAUAAAAAUAUAAUUCUGUAAAGUGACCCUGUUAUAAACAGUACUGUAAUGUAAACAUUAAGCGAGAUAAAAAUAAUACAAUGUAAGUAACCCAAUACUAUAAGUACAGUUAUAGAGGGGGGAAAGUGACCUAGUGACUACAACAUGAUUCAGGUGGUGCAGGUGUCGUAGAGCCUGACAGCGGUCGGUAUGAAGGACCUGCGGAACCUCUCCUUCUUACACCGUGGGUGUAACAGUCUGCUGCUGAAGGAGCUGCUGAGGGAACCCACAGUGUCAUGAAGGGGGUGAGAGGUGUUGUCCAUGAUGGAUGUCAGCUCAGCCAACAUCCUUCUCUCCCCCACUUCCUCCACGGAGUCCAGAGGACCGUCCAGGACAGAGCUGGCUCUCCUGAUCAGUCUAUUGAUCCUGCUCCUUGUCCUUGUCCGUGCUGCCCCCUCUCCGGCAGCCCACAGCAUAGAAGAUGGCUGAGGCCACCACAGAGUCAUAAAAGGUCCGUAGGAGAGUCCUGCACACACCGAAGGACCUCAGUCUCCUCAGCAGGUGGAGGCGACGAUGGUACAGUAAUCCCUCGCCACUUUGCGCUUUGAAUUUCAUGGCUUCACUCUUAUCACGGGUUUUCAAAAAUAGAUUAAUAAAUGUUUUGUGUUUGAAAAUGGCCUACUAUUAGCCAAAAAUAUACAUACUGAAGCAAAUUUUCCUUUUUUUUUUUUGCCAAAAUGAAGUAUUUUCAACAUAAAAUUGGCUUAAUGAAGUAAAAUAAAAAUAUAAGACAUUCAGAAGACUAAUUCAAAGAUGUUGCGAAGAAAUUUAGUAUUCUACACUGGUCACCAGGUGUCAGUAAUGUUACUGUAAUGCUUGGUGAGAUGCACAAGCACCAGACUCAUUUUUUAAUGGUCUCACAACAGGCACAAUAAUCCCUAACACAGGCUACUGCUGUGGUUGUAACCCACGCCAUGCUACAACUCAAUCAGAUCCCUCUCCACCGGAACACACACGAGCACAUGUUGUGUUAUUUUUGUCUUAUUAUGUCUUACUUUCUCUUAUUAUGUCUACUAUACUAGGUAAUAGGAGUGUAAAGGUGACUAGAGCGGUGUUAUUUCAUGUCUAGAGGGCUCUAAUAAUGUUGAAAAUCUUAUUUAGAAGGUUUUAAAUAUUCAUUUAUAAAUAAGGAAUCCUACUUAGCAGAUAUUCACUUAUCGCUGUUGGGUCUGGAACGGGGCAUUCCAUUUGAGACAAAGCUAUUGAAGUAGUUGUGCAAUGACACCUUUGUGUCAGCAGGUGUCAGCAGAGUAGUGCUUGCCAACACCGACAAUUAAGCUGUACUGUAAGCACGAUCCACUCUC
This is a messenger RNA of Dunckerocampus dactyliophorus (ringed pipefish), 2623 nucleotides long. Its product is annotated as sorting nexin-6. The transcript has 12 exons. Gene Ontology annotation, molecular function: phosphatidylinositol binding. The record is from RefSeq and is a predicted model, not a curated record. The coding region runs from base 173 to 1141 and encodes 322 amino acids. NCBI's taxonomy places the organism in Eukaryota, Metazoa, Chordata, Actinopteri, Syngnathiformes, Syngnathidae.